ACCGCCUCCCUGCGCCGCGCGCGGCCACGUGGACGGCGGCGCGGGUGCAGGUGGGCUCCGUGUGGUACCGAACGGAACCGAGCCGAGCCAUGAGCGUGGGGUUCAUCGGCGCCGGGCAGCUCGCCUUUGCCCUGGCCAGGGGCUUCACGGCGGCAGGGAUCCUGUCGGCGCACAAGAUCACGGCGAGUUCCCCGGACACUGACCUGCCCACCGUGAGUGGCCUGCGGAAAAUGGGCGUGAACUUUACGGUGAGCAACAAGGACACGGUGAAGAACAGCGAUGUCCUCUUCCUGGCCGUGAAGCCCCCCAUCAUCCCUUUCAUUCUGGAGGAGGUGGGCCCCGAUAUCGAGCCGCGCCACAUCGUGGUGUCCUGCGCAGCCGGCGUUACAAUCGGCUCCAUCGAGAAGAAACUCUCUACCUUCUGCCCCACACCAAAAGUGAUCAGGUGCAUGACCAACACCCCUGUGAUUGUCCGGGAAGGUGCUACUGUCUAUGCCACUGGGACUCAUGCUGAUGUGGAGGAUGGGAAGCUCUUGGAACAACUGAUGGCCAGUGUAGGCUUCUGCACUGAGGUGGAAGAGGACCUGAUAGAUGCUGUAACAGGACUCAGUGGCAGUGGCCCUGCAUAUGCAUUCACUGCCCUGGAUGCUCUGGCAGAUGGGGGAGUGAAAAUGGGACUUCCUCGCCGACUGGCUGUUCGACUUGGGGCACAGGCUUUGCUGGGUGCUGCCAAAAUGCUGUUAGAGUCUGAGCAGCAUCCUGGUCAGCUGAAGGACAAUGUCUGCUCACCUGGAGGAGCCACCAUCCAUGCCCUGCACUUCCUUGAGAGCGGAGGCUUUCGCUCACUCCUAAUCAAUGCCGUGGAGGCUUCCUGCAUCCGGACAAGAGAGCUGCAGCAUGUGGCAGACCAAGAGAAGAUCUCCCCAGCAGCCAUCAAGAAGACUUUGUUGGAUAAAGUGAAGAUGGAAUCUCCUUCUCUGUCCAGCAAAGUCAGCCUGUUCACCAAUAAGAGCCCAAGCAGCAAGAAGAACUAACCAGACUGCUGUAGUCUGGUUCUGCUGAACACCAGCCUUCUUCAUGCCAUUUCUGUUUUCUCUAAGGAAAAACACUCUCUCUGAAUGUUGGUGUCCCCCAUGCCUGGCUCUUAGCUUGCAGCAGCUGUGGGACAAUGCAGUACUGUAGAAAAGGGUCUUUAACAUGUAGUGGGCUUGGUGCAGACUGUCCCUGGUGUUGCUGUUCUGUCUUGCCUGGGGGUUAGGCCAUCGUUAGAGCUUCAUCAAGGGCACUGUUUGUCCAGAAGCCUUGGUUACUUCUAGGACUCAGGCAGUGUUUGUGAUGUCCAAUGCAGAAAUGGUUUCUCAUAGGAUUUUAAAAAGAGGUUUCAGAAUGCCAUUUAGCUUCAAAAGUUGGAACCAGGCUUAGAUCUCUCUGGCCUCGUCUUGCAUCUGCUAUCAGAGCUUGGGUCUUGUUACUGGCUAGAGCAGGUACUGCCACACAAAUGCAGUGCCAUGCACUACACUAGAGACUGGGCCCUAAAGCCUCUCACAAGGGACCAAAGUGCCUCCGUCAAUCCCCCAUCUGCCUUGACUGGUAGACAGAUGGUGUGAACCUGUGGACCACACUCUCUUUGGUGGCUGCCUCUUCCCUGCUUUGUCUGGUUUGGGGAACCCUGGUUUGAUCUUGCUGUCCUUUUUUUGCUGCACAUCUGGCUUGUCUAGUUGGACCAGGUGGAGGUGUAGUGAGUGCUCUUUUCCCUCCAUCACUUCUUUGUGCUCUCCAUGAAGCAGAAUCUGCUCCCACACCCCUCUCUUCCUGAGCCCACUGGGGAAAUGGAUAAAUGAGGGUUGGAGGUACCAGUGCUCUGAUUACAGCCCCAGAACAGCAGCAGUGAGUAGACCACUACUUACUGUGUUUUCUUUACAGACAGUGUUCCUGUGUGGCUUCCUUGCCUCUCUGCUUUCCUCCCAGAGGCCAAGUAAGGCAUGUGUCAAGCCAGAUAGCUGCACAGAGGAUGCAGGCUGCCCCUACCACUUCUGUGGGGCUGCUGUGGGAGCAACAGGCUGGAGGAUAUGGCACAGACUUGAGUGGAUAAUUUGUACUGUAUUCUACCUUGGGGCACACUAGGGGAGUGCUGGGGAAGAAAAGGACAUGUAAGAUGGGCUGCUUGUCUCUUGAGGAAUCCUGGAUGUGCAGGCAAUGCAGGAAGAGUAUUUUGAUACUGAUGCAGAGGCUGACAAAGGUGCUAGUAAUGCUAAAGCAUUUUUAGUGUCAGGCUUUCAGCUGGUUGCAGGGUGUGACCCUGUAGGUAUGGUAGAAGGUUACUCCUUAGGAGUGUGCUUCACUCUAUGAAAUAAACUGCUGCUCUGACAGAGCUGUGGCUA
Molecule: messenger RNA, 2381 nt
Organism: Pogoniulus pusillus (Red-fronted tinkerbird)
Lineage: Eukaryota; Metazoa; Chordata; Aves; Piciformes; Lybiidae
Gene: PYCR1
Product: pyrroline-5-carboxylate reductase 1
Exons: 7
Coding region: 90-1034 (314 amino acids)
Biological process (GO): L-proline biosynthetic process
Molecular function (GO): pyrroline-5-carboxylate reductase activity
Source: RefSeq, a predicted model, not a curated record